AUGGGCAACGUGGAGAGCAGGCCGGCGCAGCAGGUGCUUGACGGGACGCUGGCGGAUUUCGACUCCUCCAUCGUGAGGAAGCGAGUGGACGAGAUGUGGAAGCUCAACGUCAGGUUCGGAGAGGAGAGGUCUCCCUUCAACGUUCACUUGGAUCAAGUGGCCGAUCGCUAUGUCCUCACCAAGGGAUUCCAGCUCAUUCGUGACGAGCUCAUGCUCGGCUUCAACCGCUACUCUGCCGAUCCGAUCACCUCGCAGGCCUGCGCUGCUGACCUCUCUCUGCCUUCCGUCCUUACCACUUGUGGCUACACCAACUGUGGUGAUCGUAUCUGCCAGAAUGCUGUCAAGGCUUAUGCCCAGACUGUUGCCAGCCGCUUCGCGUCCGUCACCGAAUAUGGUGAGGCCAAGCCCGAAGUCUUCUGCCCGACUGGAGGAGGAACCGACUCUGGCCCCACCCUGGCUCACGUCACAGUAGCUCACCAGAUCGACAAGCCCAUCAGAAAUCAGAUCUACAACGGCAACCCUCAUUCCUACGUCCUCGUCAACAUCGACAUCAACACCCACUGUGGACACUACGACUCUGGGGACAAGAUCACCUUCGGGAAGGCGCAGGAGUCGAAGUUCCGUGACGCUCGCGCUGCCUGCGGGGCCAUCGUAGGAACUCUGACCGGCUACAACCCGAACAACGGGGUGCACGUGAGGCUGAGGGCUGACCUGGGGGAGGAGAACUUCGAGUUCCUCUCCAAUAACAAGAUUCUCGCUGACGACGGCUCUGACGUCACUUUCCUCGUUGCCGCCGCCAUCGUGUCCGUCCAGGGCAUGAGAAACACCCUCAGGGCUCUUGCUGAGAACGAGCUGGACGAGCGUGGACUUGGUCACGUGACCGCCUGCGUCAACGUGAACAACGCGGGACCGGAUGAGUGCCUCGUCUACUGCGCGCGUGGAACGGUGUUCGACGGAAAGAUCAAGGAGCAAGGGCUGGGCACAGACGCGACCAAGUACACUGCGAGAACGUACGUGGGAGCGGAUGGAAAGAAGAAGGUGAAGCUCUUGUACGGAAAUGUGAGCGUCGAGGUAAGACGAGGAGGAGGAGAAGAGUGA
Molecule: messenger RNA, 1098 nt
Organism: Guillardia theta CCMP2712
Lineage: Eukaryota; Cryptophyceae; Pyrenomonadales; Geminigeraceae
Exons: 10
Coding region: 1-1098 (365 amino acids)
Source: RefSeq, a predicted model, not a curated record